AUGAACAGGCCUUUUAGGUGUCGUAGUGGCAAGUGCAUCCAGAAGCAAAGCCUCUGCGAUGGAACCUUCAAGGACUGCGAGGAAGGUGAAGACGAGGCCCUGCAGUACUGCGACAAGAUCCACGUGUGUCCUGAGAGUAAGCCCUUCAAGUGCGACUAUGGGAUUUGCAUUCAGGAGGAGAUGCUGUGCGACGGGUCCUACAACUGCCUCGAUGCUUCUGAUGAGCUUCUCUGCGGCAAGAAGAGCUGCCCGCCCUCUGUGGAGUUUGAACUGGGUGUCUUCAAGAAGGAGCUUCAGUCUCUGGAUGGAAAUGAUGGUGCACCUUUGAUGAACAUGGUUUGCAAUGGAGUUGUGGAUGGAUGCCAAGAUGGAGGGGAUGAGAAAAACUGCACAGCAAUACCCUGUCCUAUUGACCGCAGUUUUAAGUGCAAAAGCGGGCUGUGUAUUGACAGCUGGCUGGUUGCAAACAGGAACAACGACUGCCCAGACGGAAGUGAUGAAGAGAAUGCGGCCAACACAACUCCCUUGCCAUCCACCACAGCUCGCACAACCUCCACGACUGUUGGUGUUACGCAGCCUUCCUGCGCCAGUGACGAGUUCCUCUGUGACACUACUGGGGCUUGCAUAUCAAUGGACAAUGUGUGCGAUGGUCGCAGGAAGGGAAACUGUGCUGGCUGGAAGAGGAUGAGGAAGACUGUUAAGCGCAAAACCCUGCCCCCAGACCCGGAAUUCGCUGUAAUGACGGAAGGAACUUGUGUCGCUUAUGACACCAUUAUGUGA
Penaeus monodon (black tiger shrimp) is the source of this 780-nucleotide messenger RNA. Its product is annotated as low-density lipoprotein receptor-like. The record is from RefSeq and is a predicted model, not a curated record. Gene Ontology annotation, cellular component: plasma membrane. Lineage: Eukaryota; Metazoa; Arthropoda; Malacostraca; Decapoda; Penaeidae. The transcript has 6 exons. Gene Ontology annotation, molecular function: protein binding. The coding region runs from base 1 to 780 and encodes 259 amino acids.